GUCACAUAAACAAGGCCGGCUUGACAAGUGAGAACGUCGCAAUUAUUAAAAUGAAGUUUACCAUUCUAUUCUGUGUACUAAUAACAGUUCAAUUUAAUGAUACACAUGGUGGGAAAGUGUUGGAGUUUCUUGAAAAGGCGCACGAAAGGGCCCAUGAAAGGACGGAAAAGGCAAGAGAUAACUUUAGAAAUUUGUUUAGUUUAAAUAAACAUAUUAACGAGACUGCAACUGAUAACAGCACGAGUCAAAUUCCAGCUGUUGGGCCAAUAACUAACAGAGAUAAUACGGCUUCUACGCAUUAUUCUGAUAAACAAACUGAGAGUGCUAUACUGUUUCCGACAGAAGAAUCGACCAGUAUUUCUAAAGAUAGUGUUACUACAACAACAGACAAAAGUGGAAGAGAAAACUUUUCCGGCGGUUGUGAUGGAUAUCAACGAACUACAGACGGCAGGUGUAUGCCUACAUUCUAAUAAUAUGAUCCACACUGAGAUAUUUCAUAAAACUAUAUUUUUUUCAUACUGAAGUCAAUUUAACCAAACAAAUCUUUAGUCAUGUAUUUUCAUUAUUAUAUAUGCAUAUUA
Achroia grisella is the source of this 581-nucleotide messenger RNA. It is a transcript of the gene Pp, whose product is annotated as growth-blocking peptide, long form-like. The record is from RefSeq and is a predicted model, not a curated record. Lineage: Eukaryota; Metazoa; Arthropoda; Insecta; Lepidoptera; Pyralidae.